CCUCAAGGCCAGGAAGGAGCUUCAUCCUCAUCUUCGCGUUUUUUUCCCAGUCAUCGUGACACUCGCAUAGCACAUUCAACAUGGCAGCCUUAGCGAUAAAGUUCUCUAGCGUUCUGGCAAGGAAUUCAGCCAAAUCUAAGCUAUUGUCUCGAUUUUUAGUACCGAAAGUCGAGAGAUGUCUGAGGUCCUUCGCCACUUCGCUGCCGAUCUACAAGAAGGAAAUGCUGGAGAUCACAUAUGAAACAACCGAUGGAAAGAAAUUCACCGUCCAGGGGAAGGAAGGCGACAACCUCCUUGACAUUGUGAUCAAUAAUGACGUUGAUCUUGACGGUUUUGGUGCGUGCGAGGGAACCUUGGCUUGCUCAACGUGCCAUCUCAUAUUCAAGAAGGAGGACUUUGACAGAAUAGAAGAGCCCUCCACAGACGAGGAGCUGGACAUGCUUGACCUUGCCUAUGGCCUGACGGACACGGAAGUAUGCGUGGCCCUGUCUGGAUCUGGCUUCCUGGCAUUAUAUGAGGUUGGUGCCUUGGAGUGCCUACAGAAGCAAUGGCCUCGCUUGCUGCAGACAGCAAAGGUUUCUGGAGCAUCAGCUGGCUCCCUUUUGGCAGCUUGUGUAGUGUGUGAUGUCCCUCUUAGCUUUGUGAAGGCCAAUUUCUUGGAGACGGCCAAGGAAGCCCAGAGGUGGAAACUGGGUCCCUUCAGUCCUAAGUUCAAGGUCUCUGAUUAUCUCAACCAGGGAUUUGAAGCCCUUCCCCCUGACGCCCACCUGCGGGCCAACAACAGACUCUUUGUCUCACUCACAAGAAUUAAAGAUGGCCAGAAUGUCAUCAUCUCAAACUGGACUUCACGAGAGGACUUGAUCCAGUGCCUCCUCUGCUCUUGUUUUAUCCCUGUCUUCUCUGGCUAUCGUUUCCCUUCAUUUCGCGGAGAGAGGUACAUGGAUGGUGGCUUCACUAACAACCUCCCCAUACCAGGCCAGCCAUGCAUAUCCAUCGGCCCAUUUGAGGGGAAGAUUGACAUCUGCCCCAGGAGCAAGGUGCAAAACUCCCCAUACCUGACCAUUGCUAAUGAGACAGUGGCCAUAAACCCCACUAACAUCCUGAGGUUUGUACAGUCCCUAAAGCCUCCCGCCGUCGAGAUCUUAGAAGAAGUCUAUCAGGAAGGCUACUGGGAUGCUUACUCCUUUCUAAAAGCAAAAACAAGUCAGAAGACAGGCCCUUUGUCUGCAUGAACUUAAAUGCUCGUGUUCAGUGUGAAAGAGAUGAAUGUUUAUAUUUCAUGCCUGAGGGCAGUAAGGGAAUGGGUGUUGGUGUCCACUUUGUAUUUUAAUUUGUAUGGACCGUUUGAUUUAUAACCUCGACAGUCUUCUAAGGAUUGAUUUUUAAGUAUUUUACUUAUUUACUAUAAAAUAUAAGCAUUAUAUUGUAUUAUCUAUGUUAAGGAAAUUUUAUUAUUAAGAUCUGAAAAUAACUAAGACUUUAUAGUAUUGUUAUACACACCUGUGCACAUUGCAUUCAAAAGAAACACACACGCACACGCACACGCACACCCACACCCACACCCACACCCACACCCACACCCACACCCACACCCACACCCACACCCACACACACACCCACACACACACACACACACACACACACACACACACACACACACACACACACACACACACACACACACACACACACACAAAUAUACAACUGUACUUUACUUUGUAAGAAUUCCCUUGGUAAUGUGCCAUUUUUAGAAUGAUAUGAAAUUAUGUUAUUGUUGAUAUUUAUACUGUUUUUGAGAUGAAAUAUACUUUUAAGGUCAAAAUUAGCUUUCAUAUCCAGCUGUAUUAAAAAAAAUGCAGUACUUGCAAGUUAUUGUUGUUUAUGAAUAUCUCUAUAAUGAUCUUUCAUUUACAUUUUCUGACCACCUUUUAUUUGUUUAUAUAAAAAAAUACAGUUCUCUUUCAUGUUUUUCUUUAUAUUCAUUACUGAUUACAUUCAUUAUAGUAUUUAUUAGAGUAGAUUAUUUUCUAUGGUAUUUUGAAGUGAAGUUAAUGUUGAGUUAUAUUUUUUUUUGGUGAAAUUAAAAAUGCUUUAGAUAUAUAGUUUAAGUGGAAUGGGAAAAUGUGCACAUAAUGGCUGACUUUCUAUGCACAAACGCUAGUUGGCAAAUACUAAUAUACUGAUUGAACUUAGAGAGAGGAGACUAACUAAUGACUAAAACUUUAACAAUAAGGAAGACCGUCCAAAGUGAAAUGAUUUAAAAUAUUAACCUCUUUAUUAUUCUGUUAUUGUUAUUAUUUUACUAUUAUUGUUCUUUUUAAAAGUCAGUUCUACUAGUAUUAUUUUUUCAAGAUUCUUUCUUUCAUUUUUCUCAGUAAUGAAAGAGAGAGGGAAUGAGAAAGUGUUGUGGUGAUUAUUAUUAUGACUGUU
Penaeus indicus is the source of this 2430-nucleotide messenger RNA. RefSeq names its product patatin-like phospholipase domain-containing protein 2. The transcript has 4 exons. Gene Ontology annotation, molecular function: triacylglycerol lipase activity; 2 iron, 2 sulfur cluster binding. Gene Ontology annotation, cellular component: membrane; lipid droplet; cytoplasm. The record is from RefSeq and is a predicted model, not a curated record. NCBI's taxonomy places the organism in Eukaryota, Metazoa, Arthropoda, Malacostraca, Decapoda, Penaeidae. Gene Ontology annotation, biological process: triglyceride catabolic process; lipid homeostasis; P450-containing electron transport chain. The coding region runs from base 81 to 1232 and encodes 383 amino acids.